CCAGAUCAUUCGUAUGGCUGGUGGCAUCGUUCUGUGGAGCGCUGUGGUGGACCAUCAUCCCGCCCAUGCAGAGCUCGUACGGAGCCGUGGUCUUCUUCUCGGUAGUCAUUAGCGAAGCUGUUCGUGGCCUCUUUCACAUGCUCUGGGCAAAGAUCGAGCUGCGGCUGCUCAUCGAGGGCAUGCGUCCACUAGACAUCUACCGGAGAAUGGGCUUUGCCACUGCUGCUGGUCUGGGAUAUGCUGCCAUUCAUGCCCUGGCCUCAUAUGGUGGCCUGCUGUACGAGGGUCGUGGUCCGGGUGCCCUCUUCACUCCGGCUUGCCCGGCCACCUCGCUCUUCUUUAUCAACGCGCUCUCCACCCUUGCCUUUGUUCUCCUCAACAUCGUCUUUAUGCCGGUCGCCUUUUAUGGCUACCACCGGUCCGAGCUCCGCUACCCGGCCGCCGUCGCCGCCAUCCAUCUCGCCGCCUCGUGGUCGACGCUCCUUUUCAAGGCCGGCGGCUCGUGCGCCGGCGGUGUGGCACUGCUGUACGCCAUCGUCGCCCUCGCCGCCGCCCUCGCCUUCCACGUCGGCCGCAAGGUCAACAUGGAGCAGCGGAUGUCGGUCAUGUGAGGUGAGGUGUAAACAGAGGCUCCAAUAGUGAAAAACCCAGGUGAUCUUUACUCGCCCUUGGCAGCCUUCUCGGCCUUGCGGCGGAGGGCGCGCUUGCGGAGCGACAGGUGGUCG
Thecamonas trahens ATCC 50062 is the source of this 725-nucleotide messenger RNA. RefSeq lists its product as uncharacterized. The transcript has a single exon. Gene Ontology annotation, molecular function: protein-macromolecule adaptor activity. The record is from RefSeq and is a predicted model, not a curated record. Lineage: Eukaryota; Apusomonadida; Apusomonadidae. Gene Ontology annotation, cellular component: endoplasmic reticulum; gamma-secretase complex; membrane. Bases 66 to 611 code for a protein of 181 amino acids. Gene Ontology annotation, biological process: positive regulation of catalytic activity; protein processing.